UUUGCAGCCUUUAUAUAUUUAUAUCCACACACACACACAUGAAAAAGCGGAUUGCUAAAUGUAGCGGAGCGAUUGCACAGCGAGUCUACGUCCCGGGGCCACCAGCAGCACCUUGCGGUCUGCUGUGAGGUUACAGACUUAAAAAAGGGGGGCCAAAGGAAGAGGAAAAGCAAAACAACAGCUAUAUAUAUAUAUAUAUAUAUAUAAACAGCCCGAGGAUGCGGAUCCAUGCCGGCGAGGUGAACAGAGGAAUCGAUGCGAUACUGAAGUAGACAUGAUUUCUGAAUGUGUGUGCAGCGCGGUUGCUAUUGCCCUAUAUCUGAACACACUGCGUGCUGACUUCUGUUACGAUGACAGCCGAGCCAUUAAAGCCAACCAGGAUCUACUUCCAGAAACACCUUGGGCGAAUAUCUUUUACAAUGACUUUUGGGGAACCCUCCUUACACACAGUGGGAGCCACAAGUCCUACCGCCCACUUUGUACACUUUCCUUCCGUUUUAACUGUGCCUUUGGUGGUAUGGAUCCCUGGGGAUAUCAUUGUGUCAAUGUGCUUUUGCACAGUGCAGUCACUGGUCUCUUUACAAACUUCUCGCGGGUGUUAUUUGGCGAUGGCUAUUGGACUUUUAUUGCAGGACUACUGUUUGCUGCACACCCUAUUCACACUGAAGCAGUGGCAGGAAUUGUAGGCCGAGCAGAUGUUGGAGCUGGGCUCUUUUUCCUCCUGUCCUUAAUGUGUUACAUUCGGCACUGUGGGUGCAGGGGACAUUCUCUGAGGAGCUGGGCCUGGUUAUUUGGAAGCUUCAUGUGUGCUGCCUGCAGUAUGCUCUGGAAGGAGCAAGGAGUAACUGUUCUGGCUAUUUCCGCUGUCUAUGAUGUAUUUAUAGAUCGCAGGCUCAAAUUUUACCAACUCAUCUCAUUGAUUCACAAGAGGCAAGUCACUUCCCUUUUGAUACGAGUGGGACUGCUGGCUGUCUGGGGUGCCACUUUACUGGGACUUCGCUUAUACUGGAUGGGUAACAAACCACCAAGCUUCUCCAAUUCUGACAACCCCACGGCAGAUGCGGACAGUCUGCUUACACGAACUUUGACCUUUAAUUAUUUGCCAGCAGCAAAUUUUUGGCUACUGUUAUGCCCUGACACUAUGAGCUUUGAUUGGUCAAUGGACGCUGUGCCAUUGAUAAGAACGAUCAAUGAUUUGAGAAACCUUCACACUUUAGCAUUCCUUGCUGGAUUUCUGCUCCUCAUCUACAUCAGCCUGAAGAGCUCUCCAAAAGACAGAGUUUGCAAUGGGAAAACAAUGAUGAAUGGCAAACAGAAUACAAAUGGGCACAGCUGCCACUCAGCCAUGGAGCAUGGGAACAAUGAACAGGGUUUUUAUUUUGUAGCAAGAACUGACCACUUUGUAAAGAAUGAUUUAAUUCAGGGACAACCACUUCCAAAAGCUCAGAACAUUGUCAUUUUCUCUUUAUCACUCCUAAUAGUGCCAUUCCUGCCUGCUACUAACCUUUUCUUUUAUGUCGGUUUCGUAAUAGCAGAGCGAAUCCUGUACAUUCCAAGCAUGGGUUUCUGUUUACUAGUAACAUUGGGCAUAAGGACCCUCUCUCUCAGAACGAAGAAGAGAGUCUUUAAGAAUUUGGUUUUAUAUGCAGCUGCUGCUUUAGUCGUUUUGUAUGGAUUGAAAACCGUAAUAAGGAACAGAGACUGGCAUGAUGAGGAAAUGUUAUAUAGAUCAGGGAUAAAAGUGAAUCCUGCUAAAGCGUGGGGUAACCUCGGGAAUGUUCUGAAAAGCCAAGGCAAAGUUUUGGAAGCUGAAAAGGCCUAUAGAAAUGCCUUGUACUAUCGCAGCAACAUGGCUGAUAUGCUUUAUAAUUUAGGGCUGCUUCUACAGGAAAAUGACCGGUUCUCAGAGGCCUUACAUUACUAUAAAUUGGCAAUUGGUAGCAGGCCUACCCUGGCAUCUGCCUAUCUGAACACUGGGAUUAUUUUAAUGAACCAGGGCAAGUUAGAAGAGGCCAAGAGAACCUUUGUUAUAUGUGCUGACAUCUCAGACGAAAACCUCAAAGACCCUCAUACCCACAGGAGUUCAGUAACGAGCUGCUUAUACAAUUUAGGCAAACUCCUACAUGAACAAGGACAGCAUGAGGAUGCAUUAGUUGUUUAUAAGGAAGCAAUACAGAAGAUGCCAAAACAGUUUGCACCACAGAGCUUAUACAACAUGAUGGGUGAGGCAUACAUGAGACUGAACAAACUGACGGAGGCUGAGUACUGGUACCUGGAGUCCCUGCAUUCCAAGCCUGAUCAUAUCCCUGCCCAUCUCACGUAUGGAAAGCUUUUGGCACUCACUGGGCGUAAGGAAGAAGCUGAAAAGUAUUUCUUGCGAUCUAUCCAGCUUGAUCCCACAAAAGGAAACUGCUAUAUGCAUUAUGGUCAGUUUCUGUUAGAGGAAUCUCGUCUGAUGGAAGCUGCUCAGAUGGCAGAGAGAGCAGCUGAACUGGACAGCACAGAAUUUGAUGUUGUCUUUAAUGCAGCCCACAUGCUCAGACAAGCUGGCCUGAAUGCAGCAGCUGAGAAACAUUAUGGAUUGGCAGCAGGACUGCGACCCAACUACCCUGUAGCAUUGAUGAACCUGGGAGCCAUUCUUCACCUGAAUGGAAAACUGCAUGAGGCUGAAGCUAAUUACCUCAGAGCUCUUCAACUCAAGCCUGAUGAUACCAUUACCCAGUCCAACCUUCGCAAACUGCGGAACAUCAUGGAGAAACAAGGCUUGAAUGUGCAAAAAAAAAGACCUUAAACAAAUAGACUAUUGAAAUAUUAAACUAGAAGGAAUCAGCAAAGGUCUGCAGGCCGUAUAUCUUUUAGUUGCUAUCCUGGCAAUGGCCUCCAGACUGACCACACUGGAGUUUGCAGAAUCAAUGGAAAGGCAUUUGGUUACUAUGGGAUAUGCCAGCUGCACUCACUGACUGAACAUAGCCAGAAGCUCUUGCAUCUUUCUAAGCAAGAGAGGGGGUGUUCCACAUAUUUCUCCAGCUAUAAUUUCCCUAAUUGUUUAGAAGAUUUAAUCAAAAAUGAUUUUGUUCGAGAUCUGAGCAGUUGUCCAAAUGAUUAGACUCUUGCCAACCACUUGGCAUACUAGCCUUCAAUAAUAUACCAAGGUCCAGAUGAGCUGAAAGCAGAGAGGAGAUCCCUAUUUUUUAGGUAGGCCAAUUGCUACAUGCCUUUUGUUUCAUCUGGGGCAUUUGUGGGUACUGCCCUUUACAAAGUUAAUACAAAGCUCCCAGACAGAUGGAAAACUGGUAUUGGCGGGGUUAAAGGUGGUGGAUUUGACAGGUCUUUGCUUGAAUUCUAUUCUCUGAUUUAACAAAAGCUUGGUCUCCCUUGGUUCUGUCUACCGGCAGAUAAUCAGAGCACUUAGUAAAUCAGAUUAGUGAAUAAUUAAUACUUUUUGGAUGAUGAUUAAUAUGGUUAACAAAUUAUUUUUCUCAUUAAGAACAUGUCAGUCUCAAUCCACGCCACUGAAAUACAUUGCCUUGUUCACAUAGUUGAUGCUGAAAAUAUCCAUCCACUCUGCAUCUCUGAAUAGCUGGUUACUUGUGCUAUAACUGAACACUUAAUUAUGAGCAAGUUGCAGACAAUGCACAGUGCCCAUGGAUUUUCCAAAUUAUUGAAGAUUUUGAGUAUAAUAGCAGGUACCUCUCAAGGCUAAUGUAACUGUGGAGGGUUCUGAUAGUUAUUGUACUGAUAACCUAUCAGAGCUUAAGGUCGAGUAUUUGUAAAGUGUGCCCACGUCUGCAAAGGUAUCUUUCGUGUUUGAUAUGUUACGUAUCGUUCUGAAGUACUGUAAACAAUUGUGCAUAGACAACUUUGAUGUUGAUUUUCACAAAAAUGAUAUUGGGCCAUUUCAUUGACUAUGAGUUACUGUAAUUAAAAGGGAAAGAGAAAGAAAACAUUAAAUUGUAUCUCAAUCUCCUGUAGCAAUAGCAGAAUACCUUUAUAAAAUGUUAUUGAAUUCAAAUUCAAUAUUUGUUGGUACUUUACAGGUAAAAGGAAAUAAAUCAAGACCUGCAUUUGUUCUACUAAUAUUUCUCUUUCAGUCUCUUUACAUUUGUUAUCAUUCUAAUAACUGAAGACAUUCAGUUGAUUUUACUGGCCAUACUAGAGCAGAUGUAUUUUCAUGACUUCUGAGUCACAACACAAAGCCAUCACUUUGCAUCCAUACUUUUCUCAUUUAAAUCAAACAGCAGGGACUUUUUCUUCUUUUGUGUGAUUGCGUGGCACAAGUGACUAAUUGCUCUGACUUUGUUGGCAUUGUGUUGUAGCAAUGAUUCAUUCAUGGGUCUGUCCAAGAGUUAAGGGUGAAACCUAAGCCAUGCAGGGGGAGAAUUCCUCUCUUCCCAGCCAAUGCUUUCAGGUUCUGAGAAAAGCUGAUAAUUAUUACAUUUGUGUUGCUGCUCAGGGAUUGCAUACAGUGGAGUAAUUCCAGAUGGUGCUAAAGAGCACAGGGCGUGUUUACUAAAUUAAAAGUUUUAUUUUUUGAAAUUGUUCUAUUUGUAUAAAUUAUCCAAAUUUGUAGAUGUGUUUCCUUUUGUAUAACGACUGUGUACAUGCCAACACACAAGC
Messenger RNA from Hemiscyllium ocellatum (epaulette shark), 4617 nucleotides. Its product is annotated as protein O-mannosyl-transferase TMTC2-like. Bases 275 to 2791 code for a protein of 838 amino acids. The transcript is spliced from 12 exons. Gene Ontology annotation, biological process: protein O-linked glycosylation via mannose. Gene Ontology annotation, molecular function: protein binding; mannosyltransferase activity. The record is from RefSeq and is a predicted model, not a curated record. NCBI's taxonomy places the organism in Eukaryota, Metazoa, Chordata, Chondrichthyes, Orectolobiformes, Hemiscylliidae. Gene Ontology annotation, cellular component: endoplasmic reticulum membrane.